CGUUGAUUCUUCAAUAGUUUCUCGCAAGCGAAUUGAGAAAGUGGUUCUAACUGCGAAUUCAAAUUUGCGCAAAUUCAGCAAAUAUCCUACAAAUAAAAUAAAAAAAACUAAUACUAAGUUAUUUUGACUGAAAACUAAACAAAAAUGUCAAGUUUGCCAAUUCUAUUGAAUUUAAUUGACGAAUUGGACCGUGAUCCUCUCUACUACGGCAAUGAUUUCGGCUUGGGUUUGCAUCCACACCACAUUCAUCGCCAUCACCAUCAUCGUCACGAGCCAGCUGCUUCCAAUGCUAUUGGCUAUACGCUGCCAUUGAGUUUGGUAAAUCGUUUGGGCGAACGAGCGCUGAGUCGACCGCGGCAGCAGGGCGAAAGCCGUCUGUCUCCAGUGGGCAAAGAUGGCUUACAGGUGUGCAUGGAUGUGGCACAGUUCAAGCCCAGUGAGCUGACUGUAAAAGUAGUUGAUAAUAGCAUUAUUAUCGAGGGCAAACAUGAGGAACGUGAGGAUGAACACGGUUACAUUGCACGACACUUUGUACGUCGCUAUGCGCUACCGAAGGGAUAUGACGCUGAUAGGGUAAUUUCAACGCUAUCAUCAGACGGUGUCCUCACAGUUAGCGCUCCAAAGCCACAGGAGGAAAAAUCCAACGAACGUGUUGUACAAAUUCAACAAACCGGUCCGGCACAUUUGAAUGUCAAACACAAUACGGAGGAAAAGAUUGGUGAUGCCAACGGCGAGGCCGAACAGAAGUAAAUGGCAGAGAGAAGACUAUUAAUGCAUACAUUUAAUUCAUUCCAGAUGUGCGAAACGCGUAGUGAUUAGUAAUACCAAUGUAUUUUCGAUAAAUACUACUAGUUUUAGCAUUAGUUACUGCAUAUAUGCGGUGCACUCAUUUAUCUGUACAUUCAAUUUCGAUGUAAUAUUUUAAGUUUUUGAUUCUUAAUACUUUUGUUUAAAUUAAUAUGACAGAGAUCAUUCAUUCAUUAAAAAUAAAUACAUUUAGAAUAGAAAUGGAA
Messenger RNA from Zeugodacus cucurbitae (melon fly), 1013 nucleotides. RefSeq names its product heat shock protein 23 (gene Hsp26). Lineage: Eukaryota; Metazoa; Arthropoda; Insecta; Diptera; Tephritidae. Bases 145 to 750 code for a protein of 201 amino acids. The record is from RefSeq and is a predicted model, not a curated record. The transcript has a single exon. Gene Ontology annotation, biological process: protein refolding; response to heat. Gene Ontology annotation, molecular function: protein folding chaperone.